Juglans regia (Persian walnut) is the source of this 1218-nucleotide messenger RNA. RefSeq lists its product as uncharacterized. The transcript has 2 exons. NCBI's taxonomy places the organism in Eukaryota, Viridiplantae, Streptophyta, Magnoliopsida, Fagales, Juglandaceae. The coding region runs from base 260 to 1144 and encodes 294 amino acids. The record is from RefSeq and is a predicted model, not a curated record.
UCCUCCAAUUCUAGUUUUCUUCCCUCAAUUUACUAUGGAUCCCUCUUCAAAUUUUGAUGAUGAUUAUUCUGAUCAUGAGUUGGAUAUGAUGCAAGCAAUUGCAAUGAUAUCCGAGGGAACAUCUUCUACACCUCGUCGUACUCCUCAACGUCGUAGAUUCAUCAGACGUGAUUCAUUCGAAGGUCAUCAACGCCUUUGAAAUGAUUACUUUGCUGAAACACCAAUAUAUCCGCCAUAUCUUUUUAGGAGGAGGUUUCGAAUGAGUCGUGAUCUUUUUUUACGCAUACAUGAUACAAUAGUCUCUCACGAUGAUUAUUUUGUCCAAAAGAGAGAUGCCAGUGGGAGGCUUGGAUUGUCUUCCCUUCAAAAGAUGACUGCGGCAAUUAGGAUGCUAGCAUAUGGGGUCACCGCAGAUCUAAUGGACGAGUACAUAAGAAUCGGAGAAAGCACCGCACGGCAAAGCAUGAAAAAAUUUGUUAAGGCAAUUGUCUCAAUUUUUGGGGGUGAGUAUUUGAGAUCUCCAAACAGCAGUGAUAUAGUGAGGUUACUAGAUGCCGGACAAAGACGUGGAUUUCCAGGUAUGUUGGGUAGCAUUGAUUGUAUGCAUUGGAAAUGGAAGAAUUGUCCUACUGCAUGGAAAGGUCGUGCUCCUCCGUGCAAUUAUACAAUCAAUGGUCAUGAAUAUACAAUGGGAUAUUAUCUUGCAGAUGGUAUAUAUCCUUCGUGGGCAACAUUAGUAAAAACAAUUCCAUCUCCUCAGGGAAAUAAGAAAAAACACUUUGCCGCUUGCCAAGAGUCUACAAGGAAAGAUGUCGAGCGUGCAUUUGGAGUACUCCAAGGUAGAUUUGCAAUUGUGCGUGGACCUGCGAGGUUUUUUCGUCCUGAAGUACUAAAAGAUAUUAUGUACGCAUGCAUUAUCUUACAUAAUAUGAUCGUUGAAGAAGAGCGGCAUCUAUAUCUUGGGGCUGAGCAAUUUAUUUAUGAACAAACGGAAGAGACUCCAAAUGAGCCAAUUUCGCGUGAUAAUAUACCUGAAUUCAUAGAGUUCAUUGCACAACAUCAUCGAAUUAGAGAUAGAAGCACUCAUAGUCAACUCCAGACCGACCUUAUCGAGCAUUUAUGGAAUAUUCAUGGUCGUACGUAAUUUGCAUUUAUGUUUCAAAUUUAUAAUUUAGAAUUUGAAAUUCAUGUAAUUUUUAAUUCUGCAUUCAACUUUAA